AGACAGGCGGCCUGCCCAUUUCAAGCGGCCUGCCUGGCCUGUGUGAGAUUUUGGCCUGGCCUGCCUGGCCUGUACCAGGCUUGAAAAUCAUGGCCUGAGCCUGCCUGCCACAGGCAGGCCCAGGCAGGCAGGCAGGCCCCAUGGCCUGUUUUAGGCUCUGCUUGCCAAUGAACUCUUGCGCAUUGUCAAUAGAGAUCAAGUUCAAACAUCAAAUGAUCCUCAACACUACAAAGAAACAGAGGACAUAAUUGACAAAUAUAUCAAUCUAAUGAAAGAUCAUCCUAAUCAGAGAACUAAGACUUCUAUGAUGUUUUUAAAUCAUGGAGACAACAAUAUACAAGACAAUCGAGUUGUGUUAAGUACGGGUGCAAACGGCUCGCUUGGCAGUCACAUAUUGUUGCAAUUGAUACAUCGACUUACAAUUAGUCGAAUUUAUUGUCUAGUGCGUGGUGAUAAUGCUACAGAUCGACUUCGCCGUGCUAUGGAAGCCCGAGCUCAAGAUUCAACAGUGCUACUUGACACGACGCGUAUUAUCAUUCUGCCAAUGAACCUUAAUGAUGACAGACUAGGUCAAACAGAAAACAUGUACGAUCGGUUGCGGGACGAAGUCACGGAUAUUAUUCACGCAGCUUGGAAAAUGGAUUUCAAUAUGACUAUCAAGGACUUCGAUCGAGAAUGCUUGCAAGGUCUCUAUCAAUUGCUUAGAUUAGCAUCAAGUGCGUCGAUACAAUUUCCAAUGCGUUUUCACUUUAUUUCAAGUAUAAGCUCUGCCGGCUGUGGAUUGCUCAGUGAAAUUCAAGAAGAACCAUUGCCGCGCCGAGUGGAAAUUGCUCUUGCUCAAGGCUAUGGUCAAUCAAAAUAUGCUGAAGAACACAUGUGUUGGGCAGCUAUGGACCUUUGUUGUGAGUGA
Molecule: messenger RNA, 910 nt
Organism: Rotaria sp. Silwood2
Lineage: Eukaryota; Metazoa; Rotifera; Eurotatoria; Philodinida; Philodinidae
Source: the annotation of a GenBank genome assembly